AACUCAAAUUUUGCUUAUUGGACCUUCUGUCUAACGACAACUUGCGAUCGAAAGGCCUCGCAACAAUGACUGGGAAUGACAAUUCGAGCAGCGCUCGAGGAUUCUUUGCUGGAGCUUUCAGCGGAGUUGCAAAAGUGAGCACUGGCCAUCCGUUUGACACAAUAAAGGUACGACUGCAAACUACAGAGAUGUCUCGUUUCAAUGGACCUUGGUCGUGUCUUCGCCAGACGCUGUCUCAAGAAGGCAUGAGAGGACUCUACAAAGGCUUCACGCCACCCUUGGCUGGUUUCGUCGUCAUGGACUCUCUGCUGCUCGGCUCUUUUUCGAUGUACAGGGACUUCCUAAAUCGCAGUUUGAAUCUCAGAUCUCCCAGAAAUACUGGCGAGGAUCGACACACGAUCCCGGCUAAUCGAUCUUCUGUAAUGGUUAGCUUUCUCUCGGGUGGACUCGCUGGCUGGACAGUGAGCUUCAUUGCUGCACCCAUCGAACAUGUCAAGGCACGUUUACAAGUUCAAUACCACACGAAGAUCUACUCAGGCCCUAUCGACUGCGUCCGGAAAAUAUAUCGGGACCAUGGCGUUUAUGGGGUAUAUCGCGGACUACCCGCGACAAUCAUAUUUCGGAGCUUCUUUGCUGUCUUCUGGGCAAGCUACGAUGUGUUCAAUCGCCGGAUGCAAGUUUCUACUGACCUGAGUCUACCACUUAUCAACUUCAUGGCUGCUGGGGUAGCUGCUCAGCUGUAUUGGCUCACCGGCUAUCCCACCGACGUGAUUAAGCAACGGGUGAUGACUGAGCCUCUGGGAAUUAGAGGAUCGCAUCAUCGCACAAGGUGGAUCGGUAUUGCAAACAAAAUAUACCAGGAGUCUGGGUGGAAAGGAUUCUGGAGAGGAUUUGUGCCGUGCUUCCUCAGAGCUUUUCCCGCAAAUGCCAUGUCAAUUAUGACAUUUGAGGCAGUAAUGCGCGCUACGGCUCGGAAGGAGCAC
Cercospora beticola is the source of this 983-nucleotide messenger RNA. RefSeq lists its product as uncharacterized. Gene Ontology annotation, molecular function: L-ornithine transmembrane transporter activity. The record is from RefSeq and is a predicted model, not a curated record. Gene Ontology annotation, biological process: mitochondrial L-ornithine transmembrane transport. NCBI's taxonomy places the organism in Eukaryota, Fungi, Ascomycota, Dothideomycetes, Mycosphaerellales, Mycosphaerellaceae.